CAAUGAAAUUGAUUAAUACUCUUAAAGUACUAUAAUAAUGUACAAACUGUAUAUCUACCUAGUUGCAAUAUUUCUAAUAAAUAUUGUUAACGUAUAUGCUGCAGAAGAAAAAGAUUGGUGGCAAACUGCAACUAUUUAUCAAAUAUACCCAAAAUCUUUCAAGGACAGCGACGGUGAUGGUAUAGGAGAUUUGAAGGGCAUCAUCGAAAAACUAGACUACAUCAAAGACUUGGGGGUAUCGGCCAUAUGGCUAUCUCCAAUUUACAAAUCACCCCAGUACGAUGCAGGAUACGAUAUCAGUGAUUUUAGAGAUAUUGAUCCGAUUUACGGAAACUUAGAAAUAUUUAAGGAACUCGUCACUGAAGCACAUAACAGAGGUUUGAAAGUUGUUUUAGAUUAUGUACCAAACCAUACCAGCGAUCAACAUGAAUGGUUUCAAGAAGCUUUAAAAGGCAGUGAAACAUAUAAAGACUACUUUAUUUGGGCUGAUGGAAAAAAUGGUUCUAAGAAUGAUCCUCCAAAUAACUGGAUAAGUGUAUUUACACAUUCUGCAUGGGAAUGGGUCGAAGAGAGAAAACAAUUUUACUUGCACCAAUUUCUUAAACAGCAACCAGAUUUGGACUUUCUCAACCCCAACGUCAGACAAGAAAUGAAGGACGUACUAACGUAUUGGCUUGACACAUAUGAUGUAGAUGGAGUGAGAAUAGACGCAGUACCUCAUUUGGUGGAAGCGAAAAAUCUUACUGAUGAACCCAGAACAUAUGAUCCUAAUUCUUCUGAGAUUGACUAUAAUUACUUAGAUCACAUUUUCACGAGAAAUCAACCUGAAAGUUAUGAUGUUGUAUACGAAUGGAGAAGCCACAUUGAUUCAAUUUCUGCCAAAAAAACAUCUACAAAAGUUUGCUUUUCCGAAGCAGCUGUAGACAUUGACUAUGUAAUACCGUAUUACGGUAACGCGGAUGGAUCAAAAUUAGGAGCCCAUUUUUCCUUUAACUUCGUUUUAUUGGGUCUAACUCCUGAAUCAACAGCCGUAGAUGUGAGCAAUUUGAUCGGAGCCUGGCUUGAUAAGCUUCCUAGCAUCUACACUUCAAAUUGGGUUUUGGGAAACCAUGAUAACCAUAGAAUUGCUACCAAAGCAGGCAAAGAAAGGGUGGAUGCUCUAAAUAUUUUAGCAGGCUUUUUGCCAGGAGUUCAAGUAACCUACAAUGGUGAAGAAAUAGGUAUGGAGGACGGUGAGGUAAAAUGCGAACAAGGCGUGGACAUGGCGAGUAACUGCACGUCCUAUCCAUAUUUGAGCAGAGAUUUUGAACGAACUCCUCUGCAGUGGGAUAGCAGCGAGUUCGCUGGAUUCAGCAACGGUACAUCAACGUGGUUACCAGUCAGUGUUAAAAAAGCCGAAUGUAAUAUUGCAGAUCAACUGAAGGAUCCUAAGAGCCAUCUAAAUAUUUACAAAAAGUUGCAAGAAGUGAGAAAAGGGGACCUUGCAGAUAUUAUUUCCGUUGAAUAUAGUACAUUUGGAGAUGACGAAAUGGGUCUAGCAGUAGUUAGACAAAAUUCUGCUAAAAUAUACGCACUAGUAUUAAAUCUUGGAAGUAAUAGUUUGACGGUAAAAACGUGGGAAACCUUCGAAGUAAUAUUAACCAGUAAAGAUUCUCAAAGGAAUUGGGGUGAGAUAAUUAGUGGACCAAUCACUCUUCAAUCAUAUGAAGCACUACUCCUACUACAACAAAAUGUUUAAUCAUAAUUUUUUGUUUUGAUGUAUUUUUCUCAUAUCAUUAGGCAUUACAUAAUAAACAAUAAAUAAUAUGUGGUACAGAUUUUGAGUUAACUAUUUCAUAUUAAUAAUAAACAGAAACUAUAGACUAUAGUGAGAUGCUAUCAUAAUAUGACGAGUUCUAGAAUAUAUCAUGCUUAUCCUAUAUGAUAGAUAACUUGACUAUCUCUACGUUGAGACCCGAAGAGUUCUAGCCUCUAGCACUUUUUCAAUAAUUUUAAGUAUUAAUAAUUAACAGAAAGUAUAUGCUGGUACAUUAUAACAAGUUCUAGAAUAUUAGCGCUUCUUAAUCCUAACUAGACUACCUCGGCAUGAAAUCCCGAAGAGUUCUAGCCACUUUUUGAAAAAUUUUAAGUAAUAAUAAUAUACAGAAAUUAUAAACUCACAUUAUGACGAGUUCUAGAAUAAAAAAUGCUUUUAAAUGACAACUUGACUCUCUCUCCACUUUAUCAAUAAUUUUAAGUGUUAAUAAAAAACAUAAAUUAUAGACUAUAGUCAUAUUAUGACGAAUUCUAGAACAUAUAAUUCUCCUAAAUAAUAAUUUAAAUCUCUCUGUAUUGAGACCCAAAGAGUUCUAGUCUCUAGCACUUUUUCAAUAAUUU
Molecule: messenger RNA, 2376 nt
Organism: Psylliodes chrysocephalus
Lineage: Eukaryota; Metazoa; Arthropoda; Insecta; Coleoptera; Chrysomelidae
Source: the annotation of a GenBank genome assembly